AUGAAGUCAAAUUCAAAUAUCAAUUUAGAAACGUCGAAAACCCCUAGUCAAGAUGCACAAGGUCGAUGGUAUGAAUUAUUAUCACCAACACAAGUGCUGACAGGGCAAAAUUUAGCAACAACAGCAACUGUAGCAGCAGCAACUACUACAACAACGCUUGCAUUGAACAGCAAGAAGAAGAAAUCACGUAAUCGAAAAUUACAACGUUAUUCACGAAAACUACGUAAACAAGGUGUCGACAAAGCAACUAUUGAAAUGUAUAAACGUUCAAAUGGUUUGCGACAAAAACAUCAAGCACAAGAUAUGGAAACCGAAGAAAUCAUUCCACUGAAUGACACGGAAGACCAGACUACCCAAGGCCCAGAUAAUCGUGAACAACAAGUGAAGAAACGAAAACGUGAUGAUUCAAAGAAACAAAAUGAAGAACAGCAAGAUUCCAAUUGCAUCAGCAAAUCUUUAAGUCAAUUGUCAAUGAAAGAAAACACAAACAAAAAGAAAAAAAGAUCAUCAUCAUCGUCGAAGAUACACGAACAGCAGCAACAGGAACCGGAAGAAAAUGAAAUAAAUGCAAUUCAAUGUAAUGAUAAUAAAGAACGAAAAUCUUUACAUUAUUAUUUAAAUGCCAACAAUAAUAAUUUGAAGAAAAUGUUAAAAACAGCUAUUGUUGGUCGUAAAGAUAUUUUACAAUGGUGUAAAUUAGAAGAAAAUAUCGAUUAUGUUCGCGAACAUACUCGUUUGAUAGAUAGGGUAUGUUAUCUUAAAUUAGAAGAAGAUCUUUGGAAAAGUUAUAAAAGUUAUGGUGAAGCAUUCCAUUGCUGGACAUCACCAUUACCACAAGCUGUCAUUAAAGAUAAUAAAUUAGAGUUCGAUUAUAAGAUAUCGAAAAAGUCGAUGGAAAAAUAUAUCGAAAAAAUUAAAGAAAAAAUACUAAAAGCUGAAGAACAAGUACAAGAACAUGCUUUGUUAUUGAAAAACUAUCCACCAUCAACUUCGAAUCAAGACGAACAACGUUUAUGGGCCGCUAUAUUAGCUUUAGUACGUAAAGGUCAACAAAAAUUAUCUCAACAUUAUGAGCAUAGAAAAAAACGUUUGAAAAAUGUUGCCAAAGAUUAUUCUUUUAUAAAAGCAUGUUAUGAUUGUCAACCAACACAAGAUGAAAUUAUAUCUAUGCAAAUUAUUUGGCAAGCAACAAAUAAUGAAGGCAAAUCACAAGAAAAUGUCGAUAUCUUAAAACAACAUCUGUUCCUCAAACGAAUACCAAAAUCAUUAAAUUAUCUUGAUGAAUCAUUUUCAAAAGUAGAACAUAUGUUACGAAGGCCGAUUUUCGAUGAUAAUAUAAGGACAACAUUAUCCACACGUCAUAAGAAAAUUAUUGCACAAAAUAAAUGUGAUUUAUUAAAACUUUACAUUAGUAUGGCUGAAGCAAGUGUUCGUGGUUUUCAUGAAUAUGCUGAAAAAGAAAAAAAGAACUUAAUUAGUCGUAUGCAAAAAAAUCCACAUCGACACAUGGUCAUUGAACAACUUAAUUCAGCUAUUGAACAACGUCAAGAUCAUAUACGACAAUGUAUGGAAUACUUAACCCAACAUCGUCUUCGUUUUUUCUAUCAUCGCUCCGACGAUCGUCGCCAAAAAUGGUAUCGUCGGAGCUAUCAUCUUAAUUUACAUUUCGAUAUUCUUCCAUCAUCUCCUAUUAUUGAAGUAUAUACAAAAUUAACUGUGGAGCAAUUGGCAUUACUUGCUCGUGGACCAAAAUAUGUACCACCAUGUCAAAGUCGAUUUUACAAGAAAGAAAAAAGAAUGAAACUCAUAGAUCAAGAACAUAAAAAUAUAAUGAACACAAUUACAGAAUUUUUUCGAAAAUAUAAUUAUUGUAUUUCAGACAAACGUGUCAAAGAAUUUUCUUUUAAUCUUAAAAAUCUUAUUCAACAUCUUUACACGAAAAAAUUAUCAAGAAAAUUAUCUGUGCGUGCUAAACGUGAACAUAAAUUAAUUAUGACUAUUCGGCGAUACUUACGAAACUAUCGACAAGUAAUUUUACGACGAACAGAUAAAAGUAAAGUAUUUCAUCUUGGUAAUGCUAAAGAAUAUCAAAGAAAAGUUAUUGAAUAUAUGCAAGAAACACAGGCAUAUGAAGAAAUUACUUCCAAUGUUUCACCAUUAGCAGCUAACUUACAACAAGUUAUUUCAUUACUUGAUCAUCUUCAUCGUGCUGAAAAACCACUCAUUACGAAAAAGCAAUAUGACAAAAUGCGUCCAAAAGUAAGUGAUACUGAAUUAGGUCAUCUAUAUUUUUUACCAAAACCUCAUAAAAUCGGUACACCAUUACGACCCAUUGUUGCUGCAAUUCAUGCACCAACUAUAUUAGUAUCAAAAUUUCUAGAUGAUUUACUUCGUCCUAUAUUUAAUCGUGUGGCCCAUCAUACAAUCUAUAUCGAUAGUAUAGAUCUUGUAAAACGAUUAGAAAACUAUGAAAAACAAGGUCAUCGAUUAUCCACUACUAAAUUUAUUACAGCCGAUGUGAAAAAUCUAUACACAAUGAUACCAAAAGGUGGUGCACUAGAUGCAUUAUAUCGAUUUAUUAUUAAAUAUGGUAAAGAUCGGCAAAUUGGUAACUUAACUGUUAAUACAAUUAUACGAUUAGCAUGCGUUGUAUUAGAUACCAAUUGUUUUGUGUACGGUGAUAAAUAUUAUAAGCAAGUUCGAGGUGGUGCUAUGGGAUCACCCUUUACAAUGACAUUAGCUAACAUCUAUAUGUAUGAAUGGGAACAAACUUUAAUUCAAUACCAACAACAACGCAAUGAACUCUAUGGGCGAUAUAUCGAUGAUAUAUUUAUGACUUCAAACGAAUCUUUGGACAAUAUUAAAACUUUACUUGAUCGAGAAAAUGCAAAAGAUCCAAAUAUUAUAAUUAGUUAUAACAUUAAUGAAUCAGUAGAAUUUCUUGAUGUUCUAGUUGAAAACAUUCAAGGUCAAUUAAAAACAUCUGUUUUUCGAAAACCAGCUGCUGAACCAUAUAUUCUACCUUAUAUGUCUGAUCAUCCACGCUAUAUUCAUUGCAAUACAAUUCAUACUGCAUUACUUCGUGGCAUUCGUGUAUGCUCAGACAUAGAAACAUUUGAUCAAGAACGAUUAAAUAUUGAAAUAGCAUUAUUAUUAAAUGGAUAUCCACCAAAGUUUAUUAAACAAAAUUUUAAAAAAUUUUUUACAACUUAUAAUGCGUCGUCCAUCUUACAAGAUCUAAAUAGUGAAACCUAUAAAACACUUCAUCAUCGAUUACUCAACGAAUCCACUGCUGAUGUAAAACAACAACAACAACAAGAGCAACAACAUGAGGAAGAUAAUAAUCAUCAAAACUUAGAACGUAAACUUCCUAAACCAAAAAAAAUUAUUAUACACUACCAAUACGAAAGCGGACCAUUAAAAUUAUUUAACAUUCAAUUUCGUAAACUUUGGAAGAAACACUUCUUUUAUGAAAUGUCACCAUUAACCAAAGUUCGACUAAUCAUUGGAACACGAACAAACAAAACAUUGGAACAUUUACUGGUAGAUAAGAAACCAAAUCGACGUCUCUUAAAAUACGUCGACAACAGCACAACAUCAGCAGCAAUGGAAACAUAA
Messenger RNA from Rotaria sp. Silwood2, 3618 nucleotides. The record is from the annotation of a GenBank genome assembly. NCBI's taxonomy places the organism in Eukaryota, Metazoa, Rotifera, Eurotatoria, Philodinida, Philodinidae.